CCGCCUCCGCGUCGCCACUCGCCGAACCCGAACCAGACCCGCCUCCCUUUUAAGCGCGGCUGCCCUUUUUCCCGUGCACACCUCUCCUCUCCUCCGCGCUCCCGUCCGCCUCCCCCGGCUCGUUCCCGCUGGUUCGCGUCCGUGCGCGCGCGGGGGUGAAUGGGUGACCUGGGAGGAGGAGACCGGCGGGAGGCGGCGCCGGCGCCGGCCGGAGGCGGGCCCGACCACCUGGUGGUCAUGGUCCACGGGAUCGUCGGGAGCACAGCAGAUUGGAAGUUUGGAACUGAGCAGUUUGAUAAGUUGCUCUCUGACAAAGUCAUAGUUCAUUGUAGCAACCGCAACAUGUACAGGCUAACUUUAGAUGGCAUUGAUGUAAUGGGUGAGCGAUUGGCACAAGAGGUUAUUGAAGAAAUCAACAGAAGACCAGAUAUCAAAAAGAUAUCUUUUGUUGCACAUUCAGUUGGAGGAUUGGUUGCUAGAUACGCUAUUGGAAGACUAUAUAGACCACCUAAACAAACAUCCGAAAAUGCUCAACAAAAUUUGACUGAUGAUAACAGAGGUACAAUAUAUGGACUUGAGGCAGUGAACUUCAUAACUGUUGCAUCACCACAUCUUGGUUCCAGAGGAAACAAGCAGGUUCCUUUCCUUUUGGGGGUUACUGCAAUUGAAAAUUUCGCUAGCUGCAUCAUUCAUUUGAUAUUUGGAAGAACUGGCAAACACCUCUUUCUUACUGAUAAUGAUGAGGGAAAGCCUCCAUUGCUGCAACGCAUGGUGGACAAUUGGUGUGACCUGCAGUUCAUGUCUGCUUUGCAAGCAUUUAGACGACGAGUUGCGUACUCCAAUGUUCGUCAUGAUCAUAUUGUUGGGUGGAGGACAUCAUCCAUCAGACAAGAUUCAGAAUUACCCAAGUGGGUUGAUUCAACAAACAAGAUUUACCCACAUAUUGUAUAUGAGGAACUAUGCAAAGCAGAAGCUCCUAAUAAAUGCGAGGACACGGACCACUGCACACUAGAAGAACGUCUUUUAAGAGGACUUAAGUGUGUGUCAUGGGAAAAGGUGGAUGUUAGCUUCCACAACAGCAAAGUAAGAUCUGCAGCACAUAGUGUGAUUCAGGUGAAGGAUCCUGUGAUGCAUUGCGAAGGUGCCGAUGUCAUACAGCAUAUGAUUGACCAUUUUACUCUCUAGUAAAAUCCCUGGUCUUUGUUUUGCUAACUGCUGAGUCUGAUCCUGGCGAGCAUAUUUUAUGGAAAUCCCAGGCAUCAAAGAUUCAUGGCACUGAUGGAUCAAGUAUAUAGGGGGGGGGGGGGGGGGGGGGGGGGACACUCCCGUUCGUUCAUUUAGUUAUUUGUGACCAUAUAUGCUGUAUGGUGCAUGUACUUUUAAGACUACCCUUGUCAUUAUAAAUGUUUAUCAUUUAUUUAGUGGUGUUCUUGAUACGGCGUGCGUGUAUUUUGGAAGACAUACUGCAGAUAGGAUGUGUAUAUGUGGGGGAAAAAAGACCGCCGUUGCAUGAAUGCAACAGAAAUGCUGAUUUUACUUCGACAAAUAUGAUUGUACACGCAACAAAGGCGAUUUAAGAA
Molecule: messenger RNA, 1580 nt
Organism: Panicum virgatum (switchgrass)
Lineage: Eukaryota; Viridiplantae; Streptophyta; Magnoliopsida; Poales; Poaceae
Product: lipid droplet phospholipase 1-like
Exons: 10
Coding region: 160-1185 (341 amino acids)
Source: RefSeq, a predicted model, not a curated record